AUGUCGAUUUUCCGUCUUUUGGGUUUCAGCGCACGCCACCAAAGAUCUAACGAGGAUAGCUCGUCGCUAAAUUGCGGCAGGUGGGAUUCAUACAAGACUGAUCCUCUCUCGGAAAAUCCGGAACGGCUCGCGGCGGUCUGGCUAGAGACUUCAGAAUGCAAACCUCGUCUUCCCAUUUCCUCAGCGGCAAGUACUGUGGGAUCAAGUGUUCGACAUCAGGAUAUCUCCUCUCAAUCAUCACGUUCUCAACGUGGUCCCGGUCAAAGCCGAAAUUUCAGUAACCUUUCUUUGCCCGUUAUCCAGAGGAAGGGACUAGUAAAGCUCAAGGAGGUCGCCAAACACACCCGGCGAGAAGACUCUGCCGACGACUCGCCAAGAGCCCUAGAGCCUCUCACACCCUCGAAAUUAAUCAGAAUACCUCUCAGAUACCCCAGGGCUAAGCUGACAGCCCCUCCAUCUUCUCAGCCCCAUGAGCAAAGAUCAGGAGGUCGCGCCCGGUCAUUGUCAUGCCUUAAGCCAAUCCGUGACCUAAAUCACAAUCAAGAAACGGAUGAAAACUCAGAGAUGCUUUCGGCCGCAUGCUUCCUACCCAAACUAUCGAUGGAAUCCUCUGUUCUCAGUUGCAUUACUACUUUAGGCGGGAAACAGGUUCCAGAUGACAACGCUAAAACUUGUUGUCCAGAGGCUUGCAGCUCGCCAGCUGCCACCUCAUCAUAUGCUGGUUACCAUAGUCCUUCAACACGGCGACCGCAUAGUGAAAGAGCGCAAUUUCCCCAGACAUAUACGCUGCCUUACCCUGCAGGGUUCCGAACUUCGCAGCCAUCACCUUCAGAAUAUCACUACCCAGCGACCGCACAAGAAGAUGAGAUCAUACAAGACCCUUGCUAUCCCAAAGAGUCUGAUGAUCUUGAAUCUGUCCACGGAUUCCGAUUUCCAUCUGCAGGGCGGCCUGAAAUGGGCUCCGCCACUCAUUCUUCACCACGGCCUCUAACCUCCCACUCGUCAAGUGGAUCCCAUUUCAGCUUCACUUCAAUUUGUCGCUCCCCUGAAGUUUUCAGCUCCCAAACUUUAUCAAGCUCUCGCCCGGCAAGCGAGCCACAACGUCAUAUGUUUGAAACCCAAACCAAUCAGAUGAAUACUCACCGCCAAUCGCAUGUUCGUUCUUUGACCAAGCAGGAGCAUCUGGAAUCACUUUCCUCAACCAAGCACGCGUCACCAUCUAUGUCGUGGUCCUCCGCAAAGCUAAGCUCUUUUCCAUCCUUCGGCCAACAGUCCCGAUCGGGUAACAAUAGCAUUGCAUCCACCUCCGACGAACGCUGUCGCGCCAUUCACUUCGUUGGUAUCGAGAAACCAUUUAAAAUUGAAGCGACCAUGCAACCUCUCUCACCCUACCAGCGCGACAUGCUCGAUAUUAUGGCAGUUCACGGCGAAUCCCUCUUCAAAUCACCAGUUUCGACUGAAUUGACAAUCGAAAAAGAUCCAUCACACAGCAAAGAACCCUCCGAAUAUCCCUCAACGAGGUCAUCGAUAGAAAUGACCCUCAAGGAUAAAAUACUAUCGAAAGCAUCUCAACGGUCUCGUUCUUCCACUCUGGAACAUGUCCAACGAGAUGGUCUUCUUCAAUCUGACGUCCACGUUAGGUCUGCAGAGACAGUAACGAAUGCCAACAGGCGUCUCGCCAAUCAAGCAGAAAAGGCUGGAUCCGAAAGCCCUCUUCGACCCGUAUUCAAACCGGUCGCUUCCCCCCCACGAGAAACUCGAUUCAAGAAAGCCGGCACAUCCAGUCGCCCUUCUACAGCCGUACCAACUACCAGGGCUACCGAAUUUGUCAGACGAUUAUCUCAGUCGUCGAAGAACAAACCAUUUGCCGAACAACGUGACCCAGACAUCAUCGCCUCUAAACAGGACAAGUUCGAAGCUUUAUUGAAAGCAUCUGAUGCAUCCAAGGGUGGAACAUUGAAACUCACAUUGAGCUCCAAAAUCGACAGUCUGGACGAAGCACCAAAUGCGCCCCCAACCUUUUUGCCCCAUUUGAGGCUCAGCUGCGACUUUUUUUCUUUGCGGCCCCGGCACCUGAGUGACUGUGAAACCGAAGUGGUGGUUGAUUCCAAACAGGAUUCCAAAUGA
Messenger RNA from Puccinia triticina, 2127 nucleotides. RefSeq lists its product as uncharacterized. The record is from RefSeq and is a predicted model, not a curated record. The transcript is spliced from 3 exons. Lineage: Eukaryota; Fungi; Basidiomycota; Pucciniomycetes; Pucciniales; Pucciniaceae. Bases 1 to 2127 code for a protein of 708 amino acids.